This is a messenger RNA of Cynara cardunculus var. scolymus (artichoke), 678 nucleotides long. RefSeq names its product AT-hook motif nuclear-localized protein 7-like. NCBI's taxonomy places the organism in Eukaryota, Viridiplantae, Streptophyta, Magnoliopsida, Asterales, Asteraceae. The record is from RefSeq and is a predicted model, not a curated record. Gene Ontology annotation, molecular function: minor groove of adenine-thymine-rich DNA binding. Bases 1 to 540 code for a protein of 179 amino acids. The transcript has 3 exons.
AUGUAUUCAAUUAUUGGUCUGUUUUAUGCUGCAAAUCUGCAACUUUUUUAUGGAACUGUGGGUGUUCGGGYCAGAUUAAUCCCACAGGGUCCUGAAGGUCGCUUUGAUAUUCUUUCUUUGUCUGGAGCAUUUAYGCCGAAUGAGAAUGGUGGAGCAAAAGGUUGCUCUGGUGGGAUGAGUGUUUCUUUGGCAGGCCCUAAUGGACGUGUUUUGGGUGGAGGACUUGCCGGUAUGCUUGUAGCUGCUGGUCCUGUUCAGGUGAUACUUGGAAGCUUUCUUCCCAGCCACCAACAGGAGCACCAGAAACCACCCAAGAAAUCAAUAUUGGAACCUAUACAAGCUAUCUUGCCGCCGCCUAUCGCCGCCACUUCUGUGUUCAAACAAGCAACCGAGAGAAGGUAUGGUGAUGAACCGAAUAUAAGCUUUACCCUCCCAAACCCGACACAUAUAGCACGGAGUUUAGACCCUGAAAACAACGGAUCUUUGCGUGCAUCUGAACCUAAGGUGCUCAACGCGUCACAGUUCGAGGUUUCUUGCUGAUCAAAUCAGUGGUGUAUUAGCUGACUUAGGAAAUCAUUAGACUUAUUUAUUGUUGUUAGAAGACAUCAAAUCUUUUUGGUGUUGUUUUAAAUCUUAACCUUAGGUGUUGAAGAGUUGGCAUAAAUUUAAUGGAAAAUG